This is a messenger RNA of Nelumbo nucifera (sacred lotus), 724 nucleotides long. NCBI's taxonomy places the organism in Eukaryota, Viridiplantae, Streptophyta, Magnoliopsida, Proteales, Nelumbonaceae. The record is from RefSeq and is a predicted model, not a curated record.
AUGAAGACUUCACCGUCAAUUCGGCGAGUCGCCCUCGUUGUAGCUGCAGUCAUGGUCGGCUUUCUACUCAUCCUUUAUACAGCAGAAGCAUUGAUUGAGCCCAACCGAAUAUGGGGAGAGAAGUGUUCCAAGUCUGACAUAGUGGUGAGCCAGGGGCCCACGGCUCCUCUGCCAAAUGGGAUCCCAACCUACACGGUGGAGGUCAUGAACGUGUGCGUGACAGGGUGCAACAUCUCCGGCAUCCACCUGAACUGCGGCUGGUUCAGUUCGGCUCGCUUGAUCAACCCCCAUGUAUUCAAGCGCCUCCGUUAUAACGACUGCCUCGUCAACGACGGCAAGCCCCUUGCGAACGGCGCCACCCUAUCAUUCCAGUAUGCUAACACCUUCCUUUACCCACUCGCGGUCUCAUCCAUCGUCUGCUGAAGUCGGUGAUAUCGAUUAAUAAGAGACAGGACUCUGCAAGAGGACAAACGAUAAUAUAAAGCGAAAGCACGGACUAGGUGUGUGGAUUUUUUGCUUUUGCUUUAUAAUUUUGUUUGUUUCCCUUUUCUUUCUUUUCUAUUUUCUGUGGAUAGGGGGUUUCUUUCAUUAAUGUUGUAUAGCGAGUCUCACAAGAUUUUUUUGGUAUUAACGGAGUUUUUGUUUUGUUAUGUUAUGUUGUCUCUCUUCCGCCAUUAACGAGGGACUGAGAGAGAUGUGCAAAUUUGCUGCACAUUAGAAUUUA